AAUUACUUCUCUUUACACUUUUAAUUUUGUAGGAAGUACUUUCUGCCUUAGCUUCCUUAUAACAUGGCUUCAAAAACAAGAGCCUCAGUUACCCUUUUCCUCUCAUUGAAUCUCCUUUUCUUUGCCAUAGUCAGUGGAACUGAUUGUGGCUCUUGUCAUAAUAACCCUCCUAGCACCGGUAAUGGCGGUAACACUGGUGGCUCGGGCAAUGGUGGCAGCUCCGACAGCGGUGGUGGUUCAGGGAAUGGCGGCGGAGCUGGCAAUGGACAAAGCAGGUGCCCGAGAGAUGCUCUGAAGUUGGGUGUAUGUGCAAAUUUAGUUGGUGGAUUGGUGGGAGCGGUAAUUGGGAGUCCUCCAACGAUGCCAUGCUGCAGCUUGAUCGCGGGGCUGGCGGAUUUAGAGGCGGCAGUUUGCUUGUGCACAGCCAUAAGAGCAAAUGUGCUGGGAAUAAAUCUGAAUGUGCCACUCUCCCUUAGCCUAGUUCUCAACAACUGCGGAAGGAAUCCUCCUACUGGCUUCACUUGCUAAUAAGCCGAUGUCCCCAAUGCCUAUUUCAGCCUUUUCUUAUGUCAGUCAGACAAUCAUUUUGUGUUCGCAUCAAUUUUCUUUUAUGA
Molecule: messenger RNA, 614 nt
Organism: Nicotiana attenuata
Lineage: Eukaryota; Viridiplantae; Streptophyta; Magnoliopsida; Solanales; Solanaceae
Product: 14 kDa proline-rich protein DC2.15-like
Exons: 1
Coding region: 64-528 (154 amino acids)
Source: RefSeq, a predicted model, not a curated record